This is a messenger RNA of Fusarium poae, 747 nucleotides long. RefSeq lists its product as uncharacterized. The record is from RefSeq and is a predicted model, not a curated record. Bases 1 to 747 code for a protein of 248 amino acids. The transcript has a single exon. NCBI's taxonomy places the organism in Eukaryota, Fungi, Ascomycota, Sordariomycetes, Hypocreales, Nectriaceae.
AUGUCAUGGGACUGCUGGAAAGAAGAUGGCCAGAUACCUCCUCUGGCCUCUUGGGUUUACUACAUGGUUCACCCAGAUGUACCGCAAGAAUUUGACGGCUGUGCACUUCAUGAUAGAUUGACUAAUGGAGACAUUGAGCGAGGUGGACCAUUCCGCUACGAGUUCUUCUUCCUGCCAGGAGCCACAAUGGAGGAGUGUCACGCGCACUAUCUUGGGGAGAUGAAGGCCCGAGGUACAAUCUGGCGCCAGAUUCGUAAAGUCAACAAAGCGGUGAAGCUGAAAAAGGAGGAGAACGGCGAAGAAGAAGAAGAAGAAGUAAACAGCGAUACGGAAUGGUUCAAAGAGAAUAGUAAGAAGCGACGCAAAGGAUAUGAGAUGGUGGUUGACUCGGACCCGGAUCAAGAGUACACUGAACUUCCUGGUUUGGUCUGGCCGAAGCACGAUGGUGAUGUUUACUUCGUGUUUUACCGCGGAUGGUUCUUUAUGUAUAACGAUGCAGAAACCGAUUGUGUAGGCGCAAACGCCGAGAAGCGUAUCGUCACUCUCGUCCGGUUUGAUCCUGUUCCUGAUCUAGACGAAGACGGCAAAGUUGAGCCUCCUAUCUCUUCGCGACCCAUUCCAGUCAGGGGCGGGUCCUUUGAUGACACCCUGGGUGGUUGGAUGUUUAACAGGAUGAGGGCAAACUGGGAGGAAGAGGCUAAUGAAGCUACGUGGAAUGCUCGAAAGUUGGGUUGGACUUCUUGGUAG